AUGAGCACAAUUCCUUUCGAAAGCAAGGCAUUGGUGCACCAGACGUCAGCUCGCGCCACUGUGGCUGGUCUGCUGAUAGGGUCGUUGGUGCUUGUGUCGAAUUUCCAAUUUGGCCUCCAAACAGGCUGGGUGUCGAUGAUGUCGCUGCCCUCAGCACUGCUGGCGUGUGCUAUCUUCAAGCAGGUAAUACCGAAGGUGUACCCGCAAAUGGCGGCUUUCACAGACGUCGAAAACGUGUAUAUCCAGUCUCUGGCGGUCGCGGUCGGUACGGGACCGCUGGCAUACGGAUUUGUGGGUGUCAUACCGGCAAUCGAGAAUUUUCUGACGUUUGAGGAAUCGGGCUUCACGCGGGAACAAGGUGCGCCAUUCACGUUCGAACAACUUCUUCUAUGGUCCCUAGCAUUGGCAUUCUUUGGCAUUUUCUUCGCAGUUCCGCUCCGUAAGCAGGUCAUCGUGAGGGAAAAACUGCGGUUUCCUAGUGGCAGCGCAACUGCUACGUUGAUUGCCAUUCUGAACGGGUCUGAGAUACUGCAAGAGAUCUCUUCCUCAGAGCUCAAAGAGCUGCGAGAAAGGAGACAUCGUGAGUACAGUGACGUCUUAUCCAGUGAUGAGUAUACUUCACUGAGGCAGGAUGAGCAACAAAACUCGGCAGUGGAAGAUGGGGACGAUGAACGCGCAGAAUCCGUAGAACCAAGCCAGGCUACAGCUUACGGCACAACGCCAGUUACUGCAGCUACUGCGGCCGAUUCCAAGUCAACCUACGAAAAGAACAUAGCCAUUUUGAUCAAAACUUUUGCCGUGUCUUCCCUAUACACCAUCCUGUCCUAUUUUGUGCCCUCCAUCAAGGCUAUCCCCAUAUUCGGAUCGAAAUUGUCGAAGAACUAUCUAUGGAACUUACAACCUUCUCCGGCUUACAUUGGCCAGGGCAUUAUCAUGGGCUUGCCAACCGUCAUUUACAUGCUUUUCGGUUGCGUUUUGGGUUGGGCAGUGCUCGCACCACUGGCCCGUUACAAGGGCUGGGUUGAUCCUGACGUCGAUAUCAACGACUGGGAAAACGGAGUCCAAGGUUGGAUUCUUUGGUCAUCCUUGGCGGUAAUGGUUGUAGACUCGGUCGUUGGGUUCAUUGUGUUCACUACUAAAUCAACAGUAAGAUUCUGCCUUCGCGACGACAAAAGAAUGGCGCUGGAAUCAAUGUUAGACGAUUCUUUGCAGUCUAUGUUACUUGAGGAGGAGAGAAUAAUAAACAGACAGAGUUCUGGGGGUCGACGCCAAAGCACCGUGAAGCUCGUCAGCGCAGACCAAGACCACGAAGUAGACUCACGCCAGCUUGUGAAGCUGACCACCGUUAUCAGUGGCCUUAUUGUCUCUUCAAUAAUAUGCGUUGUGUGCAUAAUCUAUCUUUUUGGAACAAAAAUCGUUCCGCUAUCAUCUGUGCUGAUUGCGCUAGUAUUGGCUCUGUUUUUGUCAGUUCUCGCUGUAAGGGCACUAGGUGAAACUGACCUGAAUCCUGUGAGUGGCAUAGGAAAACUGUCACAGCUGGUCUUCGCAAUGAUCACUCCUCGGUCGAUGAAAGGUGGUGUGCUCCUGAAUUUAGUUGCUGGUGGAAUUGCUGAGGCUGGCGCCCAACAAGCUGGCGAUUUAAUGCAAGAUCUGAAAACAGGACAUUUGCUGGGGGCUUCUCCACGAGCCCAAUUUUUCGCACAACUAAUCGGGGCAUCGUGGUCUGUAAUACUUUCGAGCGUGAUGCACAUUCUCUACAACCGCAUAUAUGAGAUCCCCAACGCUGAGUUCCGAGUGCCAACCGCAGUCAUAUGGAUCGACUGUGCACGGUUGGUAACGGGCAAGGGCCUUCCAGACAAAGCCCUUGAGUGCACAAUUGUUCUUGGCAGUGUGUUCGGUGUUUUAUCGCUGAUCAAAAACUUGUAUCGAGACAAUGGCUACAAAUGGCUGCUAUGGAUUCCGUCAGGCGUUGCCGUCGGUGUUGGUAUUUACAAUGCGCCAAGCUUCACACUGGCUCGGGUCAUUGGGGGCUGGUUUGCACACAUAUGGCUGCGAACACAUCGGGGCAACACCUCUGCAAAGACAUCCAUGAUCGUGUUCAGCUCGGGCCUCGUGCUGGGAGAAGGUAUCUGCAGUAUUUUCAACAUGAUAUGCGCUGGAUAUCAUGUUCCUCACUUAUAG
Molecule: messenger RNA, 2181 nt
Organism: Lachancea meyersii CBS 8951
Lineage: Eukaryota; Fungi; Ascomycota; Saccharomycetes; Saccharomycetales; Saccharomycetaceae
Source: the annotation of a GenBank genome assembly